Messenger RNA from Alternaria alternata, 477 nucleotides. RefSeq lists its product as hypothetical. The transcript is spliced from 2 exons. Lineage: Eukaryota; Fungi; Ascomycota; Dothideomycetes; Pleosporales; Pleosporaceae. The record is from RefSeq and is a predicted model, not a curated record. The coding region runs from base 1 to 477 and encodes 158 amino acids.
AUGUGGAUCGCGCGGCGAGCCAGCGAAAGCUCAUUACUCAACGAAGAUAAAGGUCCACUACCUACCACGGGUGACGUCGACGCACUCAUUGAAUGGAAUGCCUUAUCGACUAAGCGUCAUGGCCGCUCGGUACGCCUAGCAAACGACCCUCCAGUAUCACAAGAACUCACGAGACAACAAAUUCGAGCUUGGAAGAAGUGCGCCGACGACUGUAGGGCCAACUUCAAACACGUCCUCCUAUGGCCUUGCAUGUAUUGCCUCCACUACAUCGACUACAAAGAACGACCUAAAAGUUCACGUUUCUUCUGCAGGCGAUCGGAAUGUGUGGGUAGAGGCAAAGUCCAGGUGAACUGCCUUUGGAAGAUUACAGAGAGUAUCGAAUGGAGACGCGAUAAACGAGCCAGUGUGAUUCCUGGGCGGUCCGACGAUGGGGCUAGUAUGGCCACUACCAACGCCGAUACAGUGCGCCCGCAUUAA